Symbiodinium natans is the source of this 1956-nucleotide messenger RNA. The record is from the annotation of a GenBank genome assembly. Lineage: Eukaryota; Dinophyceae; Suessiales; Symbiodiniaceae.
GCUGCCCGCGAUGCCUCGGGGGGGGAGGACCAGGAUGGAAAAGCGUGGAUGCUGUCAGGGCUCAUGUGGAUCUUCACCUCGCUGGGGAGCUCCCGGGGAGGAAUAUGGCAAAUGUAUCGCUGCGGUGUUGCGGACCAACCGGUGGGAGCCCCGCUCUUGUUCCCGGAAAUACGCCCGAAAUACCUGCUCCGCUCCUCCUCAAGGCUCUUCAGUCCUUCCAGGUUGGUAAAGGCCCAGGCAAAAGAGACGCUCAUGGGCGAGCCGUCCCGCUCGACCAGGAAACGAAUGUAUGAAGAAGCCUACGGUAAUGCUGGGGGAAGCCAUGCUUGUUUCGACCCUGAGUUCGCGGACGAUGGUUUUUGUGGGGGGCCUGUCGCUUCAGUAUGGGCGAUUUUCGAGCAGGAAAUUGCGCUCGCCGAGAAGUACGGACUUCACUUUGACAUGGGCAAAACUACUCUUUAUCUCCUCUCAGGGGAAGCUUUCCAUGCUGACCUUCGACCCUUUCAGGCUCUCGGAAUUCGAAUCGUGAAGGGAAUCGACAUUCAGAUGCUUCAGGUUCCCAUCAGCGGUCGGGAAGACUUUUACGCAGAAUGGAACCGCCUCAAAAUCGCUGCGAUCGACGAGGCUGUGACGGCUAUAGAACAGUUGCCCCACAAACACGUGGCCUUGCACUUAUUGCAGAAAUGCAUGAGUUUCCCGAAGUUGUCUUAUUGUAGUCGUACGAUCAGUCGUUCCCAUCUUCAACCAUUGCUCGAGGCCCAUAGUGAACGCAUACGUGUUGCUCUUCAAUACCUUCUAGGCAGACAAUUGACCGACAGACAAUGGAUCCAAGCGACGCUUCCGACGAAGGCCGGGGGACUAGGUCUGACGAUCGACCGGAUAGCUGUUCAGGGCGGUUUCAUUUCUCGAGCCGACAUUGCCAUGGUUUGUUCAUGCCGGUCCACCAGAGAACAGGUUCGAGGAAUGUUGGGCAUUGCUGGAGAUAUGGGAAUCGAUCCCAUCGAGGAGUCAGCUACUCGAUCCUUGAGACAACUUCUCCCGACUUCCAUCUUAGGAGAUGGCCCCAAUGUUCUCAAGCAGCGAGAUCUCAAUCAAGCUGCUAUUGAGAAGUCAGGCGCUUACCUCCUCCAAGCCCUUCCUGCAGGAGAAGUAGCUAGAUUCCAGGCUUGUAGGGCACCUUGGGCCGACGGUUGGUUGAACGUCGUCCCGAGUUCUUGUUUCGACACCCUUCUGUCCAAUGUUGCAGUCGUUGAUUCUAUUUCUUUGCGACUUGGUCUCGAGGUUCUCGAAAAAGCGAACAUGUGUCCCUUUUGCCCCCAAGCCCUCGAUCUUCUCGGUCACCAUUGUACGACUUGCAUGGCAGGAGGUAUGAGAACUCGAAUGCACUAUACUCUUCGAGAUACGAUCUUCCGCGCGGCCCACCAGGCCGGAAUGCGACCCAAACUCGAACCCGGAAGUUUGCUUCCUCACGAUCUCGAACGUCGACCGGCGGACAUUCUCCUCAUGAGUACCCCUCUUCUUCGUCAAAACCAAUGGCGUCGGUAUUCACAGCUCGCUCUUGACUUUGCCUUGGUCUCCCCCUUCUCGCUCUCUUCAAUCGGGAGGGGCGUCGCGGAAAUAGGGGCAGCCGCGCGUUUUUACGCAGAGAAGAAACGUCAAGAUCGGGGCACCCAGGAAGCGUGCCAAGCACAACAGAUAGGCUUUGAACCCAUCGUUUUCGAAACUAUGGGAGGAUGCGAGUUCGGAGCCCAUCAACUUUUGAAAAGCCUCUGUCAAGAAUGCGACAAAGUCUUGAGUAGAUCUGAUGGGUCAACGAAAUCUUUCUUGAAAGGACGGAUCUCGAUCGAUAUCCAACGUGGCUUAUCCCAUAUUCUUGAACGUUGCCGGACCGCCCAACUCGCAGAGGGCGACACGGAGGGGCACAUUAGGAGAUUCAUUCACGAGUGUAGUGGGUAA